This is a messenger RNA of Porites evermanni, 1135 nucleotides long. Lineage: Eukaryota; Metazoa; Cnidaria; Anthozoa; Scleractinia; Poritidae. The record is from the annotation of a GenBank genome assembly.
AUGCAAGACAGUCUUGGAAGGUGUGGAUUCCAUGCCGUGGAAUUCGGAUUCCAAAUUCUGGAUACCGGAUCCUUUUUAAGUGGCACUUGUGUUCUGGAAUCCAAUCGUUUGAGGGAUUCCGGAGUACUGGUUCUGUAUUCCGGAUUGCACCAACAAAAAUUUCCCAGAUUCUGGAAUCUGGAUUCCCUUAAAAAGGGCGACAUUUUGGUUAAUACUGUGAACUUUUUCACUCCAACAGUGAUGGACAUGUCAAUUCUCCUUGCUAUUUCUAACAGUUCUGUUUAUAAUGCCAAGCUACUUAAUCGUAACAUGGUCUUUCUUAUUCCAACCACCCUUCCAGCUCGAAAGGUUCGUAUUGAAAUCACAAGGACAAAUAGCAAGGAAAAAGAGCAUUUCUCAAAUCUCUCCAAACGAUGAAAAAUUCUGAGUGAAACUGAUGGAAAAAACCGUCAAACUUAUAAAACACUACAGUGAAAUUGUUGUCUGUGGCUUUCCGAUUACCGUGAAAGUAUUUUAGAAUCCACAAAAUCUUUUGAAAAAAGAUUAAUGUAGAAAAACCCAAGGCCCUUUGUACAAAAUAAAUCUAAAUUUGCAGAAACUUUUUCUAGGAAUUUUAGGUUAUUGUUUUGGAGGAAUUUUCCUACAUUGUAAGGUGAACGAGGAUGAUUUGACAGUUCACCAAAUGUUUUAGAUAAAUAAUGGAUUCAGAACUGAAUGUAGCAACCUCCAGUCCGUAGGAGUUGGACGGCUUUUUGUCUCGGUAAACCAACAAACAAAACCAUUUGUGUCGUGAAUAAUUUCUCAGUUUGAGAGUCUAAGUAUUUUUACCGGCAUGAAGAAAUCUAUGAAUAUCACAAUGUGUAACAAAUUAACAGUAUAAUUUAGUGCUUAAUUCUUGUCUUCUGUUCUUCAGGAAAAAUUACGAGAGAAGCGAAAAUCGAUCUUGGUGUUACUGCAGUAUUGAGUGUGGGUUUUACAAGAAGAAAACCAAAUGUAAGGGUUAAUAACCCAAUUCAUGGUAGUUAUUGGUUGCCUUGGAUACCACUGUUAAAUAGAAAUUAACGCUUGUCCACUAAAACGAUCUCAGAAGUCUUUGCGCUGAAAGCUUGUACCCAUUCUUCCUGCAGCUUUUUGA